AUGCGUGAAAUCGUUCAUCUUCAAACCGGCCAAUGUGGUAACCAAAUUGGUGCUGCCUUCUGGCAAACUAUCUCUGGCGAGCAUGGUCUUGACGGUUCCGGUGUCUACAAUGGUACAUCUGAUCUCCAACUUGAGCGUAUGAACGUUUACUUCAACGAGGCUUCUGGCAACAAGUAUGUUCCCCGUGCCGUCCUCGUCGAUUUGGAGCCAGGUACCAUGGACGCCGUCCGUGCCGGUCCCUUCGGUCAACUCUUCCGUCCAGACAACUUCGUUUUCGGUCAAUCCGGUGCUGGUAACAACUGGGCUAAGGGCCAUUACACUGAGGGUGCUGAGCUUGUCGACCAAGUUCUUGAUGUUGUCCGUCGUGAAGCUGAAGGCUGUGACUGUCUUCAAGGAUUCCAAAUCACCCACUCCCUCGGUGGUGGAACUGGUGCCGGUAUGGGUACGCUUUUGAUCUCCAAGAUCCGUGAGGAGUUCCCAGAUCGUAUGAUGGCUACCUUCUCCGUCGUUCCAUCGCCAAAGGUUUCCGAUACCGUUGUCGAGCCAUAUAACGCAACUCUCUCUGUCCAUCAAUUGGUUGAGAACUCUGACGAGACCUUCUGUAUCGAUAACGAGGCUCUUUACGACAUUUGCAUGAGAACCUUGAAGCUCAGCAACCCAUCUUACGGAGAUCUUAACCACUUGGUUUCCGCCGUCAUGUCCGGUGUGACCACCUGUCUUCGUUUCCCUGGUCAACUUAACUCAGAUCUCCGAAAGUUGGCUGUUAACAUGGUUCCUUUCCCCCGUCUCCAUUUCUUCAUGGUUGGAUUUGCUCCUUUGACCAGUCGUGGUGCACACUCUUUCCGUGCUGUCACUGUGCCAGAGUUGACUCAACAAAUGUACGACCCUAAGAACAUGAUGGCCGCUUCCGAUUUCCGUAACGGUCGUUACUUGACAUGCUCUGCCAUUUUCCGUGGUAAGGUUUCCAUGAAGGAGGUUGAGGACCAAAUGCGCAACGUCCAAAACAAGAACUCAUCCUACUUCGUUGAGUGGAUCCCCAACAACGUCCAAACCGCCCUUUGCUCCAUUCCUCCCCGUGGUCUCAAGAUGUCCUCCACCUUCGUUGGUAACUCGACAUCUAUCCAAGAACUUUUCAAGCGUGUCGGUGAUCAAUUCACUGCUAUGUUCAGAAGAAAGGCUUUCUUGCAUUGGUACACUGGUGAAGGUAUGGACGAGAUGGAGUUCACUGAGGCUGAGUCCAACAUGAACGAUUUGGUUUCCGAGUAUCAACAAUACCAGGACGCUUCGAUCUCUGAGGGAGAGGAGGAGUACGAAGAGGAGGCCCCAAUUGAGGGCGAGGAAUAG
Botrytis byssoidea is the source of this 1344-nucleotide messenger RNA. Its product is annotated as beta-tubulin. The transcript has 7 exons. Gene Ontology annotation, biological process: microtubule cytoskeleton organization; mitotic cell cycle. The record is from RefSeq and is a predicted model, not a curated record. Gene Ontology annotation, molecular function: GTPase activity; structural constituent of cytoskeleton; GTP binding. Gene Ontology annotation, cellular component: microtubule; cytoplasm. Bases 1 to 1344 code for a protein of 447 amino acids. NCBI's taxonomy places the organism in Eukaryota, Fungi, Ascomycota, Leotiomycetes, Helotiales, Sclerotiniaceae.